UCUUCUCUUCUCUUCCUUUGAUCACUCGAGAAAGCCAGCGAACAAAAGUUUCUCAAAUCUCUUCAAAUCGUCUUUGAACAUUUUUUUUAAAAACAUACAAACAUGGCUUCAACAUUUAGCGGCGAUGAAACGGCUCCUUUCUUCGGCUUCCUCGGAGCCGCUGCUGCCCUUGUUUUCUCCUGUAUGGGUGCUGCGUACGGGACGGCGAAGAGCGGCGUCGGAGUGGCGUCGAUGGGAGUGAUGAGGCCGGAGUUGGUGAUGAAAUCGAUCGUUCCCGUUGUUAUGGCUGGAGUUUUAGGUAUUUAUGGGUUGAUUAUCGCGGUUAUUAUUAGCACUGGGAUUAACCCAAAGGCCAAAUCUUACUACCUUUUCGAUGGCUAUGCCCAUCUUUCCUCUGGUCUUGCUUGUGGUCUCGCCGGUCUCUCUGCCGGUAUGGCUAUUGGAAUCGUCGGUGACGCUGGAGUUAGAGCCAAUGCACAACAGCCAAAGCUUUUUGUUGGAAUGAUUCUUAUUCUCAUUUUUGCUGAGGCGUUGGCAUUGUAUGGACUCAUUGUUGGUAUCAUCCUCUCUUCCCGGGCUGGUCAAUCCCGUGCAGAAUAGGGUGCAAGGUUCUGAGACUUGGGUCGUCAUUGGUUGGCUUCUCUUGGUCGUUUUGCCUCUGAUUCUUGCCGCUAGUGCAGUAUGAAACAAUUUUCGGAGUUGUUCUUUUGAUCUCAUUCAUAAAUUUUCCUUAAGUUAUGCUGUUUGUACGAUUAGAAGACAGAUUCAAAUUGAAAUAAAACUUGUUUUACG
Hibiscus syriacus is the source of this 792-nucleotide messenger RNA. RefSeq names its product V-type proton ATPase subunit c2. Gene Ontology annotation, biological process: proton transmembrane transport. Lineage: Eukaryota; Viridiplantae; Streptophyta; Magnoliopsida; Malvales; Malvaceae. Gene Ontology annotation, cellular component: proton-transporting V-type ATPase, V0 domain. Gene Ontology annotation, molecular function: proton-transporting ATPase activity, rotational mechanism. The record is from RefSeq and is a predicted model, not a curated record. The transcript has 3 exons. The coding region runs from base 103 to 600 and encodes 165 amino acids.